UUUACUGUAAUUUCUCUCUUCUGCUCUCAGCGAUGGCGUCUGCUGAUCUGAGGAAGGAGCUGGAAUGUUCCGUCUGUCUGAACAUUUAUACUGAUCCUGUGACCCUGAAAUGUGGACACAAUUUCUGCCGGGACUGUAUUGGUCGUGUGUUGGAUACACAGGAGAGGUCUGGAGGUUAUUCCUGUCCUGAAUGUAGACAAACAUUCAGGAAACUUCCCGUCCUUCAGAGGAACAUAACCGUACGUAACAUAGUGGAGAAUUUCCUGUCUUCUCAGCCACAUCAGGAGGAGUCCGGGGUCCUCUGUACUUACUGUAUUCACACUCCUGUACCUGCUGUCAUAUCCUGUCUGAUGUGUGAAGCUUCUCUGUGUGACAAUCACCUGAGAGUCCACAGCAAGUCACCAGAACACGUCUUAUGUGACCCCACCACUUCCCUGGAGAACAGGAAAUGCUCCGUCCAUAAGGAACUACUGAAGUAUUACUGCACUGAGGACUCCUCCUGUAUCUGUGUGUCCUGCAGUUUGGCCGGAGAACAUCGGGGACACCAGGUGGAGACUCUGGAUGAGGCUUCUGAGGUGAAGAAGAAGAGACUGAGGAAUGUUCUGCAGAAACUGAUGACAGAGAGAGAGGAGACGGAGAAAAGAGUCCAGAGUCUGGAGGAGCACAGGAGGAAAGUACAAGGAAAAGCAGAUGAUGAAGCAGAGAGAGUCACUGUCCUGUUCAGAGACCUCAGGAGACGUCUGGAAGACCUGGAGAAGAGAGUCCUGAGUGAGCUCUCCAGGCAGGCAGAGUGGGUCUAUCUAUCACUAUCUGAUAAGAUCCAACAGUUGGAAAUAAAGAAGGAGGAGCUGUCCAGGAAGAUGGAGGACAUUGAGGAGCUGUGUAACAUGACGGAUCCACUGACUGUCCUCCAGGAAUCAGACACAAGUGACUUGUGUGAUACUGAGGAUGGAGAUGAUGAGGAGGACAGAGAGAGACGUGAUAAACUCCUCCAUGAUGGAGGGGAUCUGGAUGUGGUGGAGAUCUCACACACAUUACACACAGGUUUAACUGACAUAAUACAGCUAACAUCGGGGGUGUUGGGGAUUACCGACAUAUUACUGGAUGUGAGUACAGCUUCUAAUGAUCUACAUAUAUCAGAUGACAGGAAAACUGUAUCCUGGUUAUUACAUCAGAAUCGCCCAGAAACACCAGAGAGAUUUGAGCGUUCUCAGGUGAUGAGCAGUCAGAGUUUCUCCUCAGGGAGACAUUACUGGGAAGUGGAUAUCGAGAGGUCAGGCUUCUGUAGAGUCGGGAUGUGUUACCCCAGUAUAGACAGAAGAGAAGGUCGGUCAGGAAUUGGGGACAAUAAGAAGUCCUGGGGUUUAAGGAGGUGGGGGUUUAAUUACUACUUAGCGAUACAUGACAGUAAUGAGAUCCAAUUAUCCCCCGGUGUCUCCAGUAACAGAGUCAGGAUAGAUCUGGAUUAUGAGGCCGGGCGGAUCUCCUUUCAUGAUCUGUGUGACCCGAUCCGACAUCUCUACACCUUCACCACCACCUUCACUGAGCCCCUCCAUGCUGUGUUAGGUGUAUGGAAAGGUUGUAUAAAGAUAUCUGGGGGGGGAUCAGAUCUGAGAAAUCUACUCAGAUACUGGUGACACUGAACAGGAGGAAGCAGUGGACAAGAACAUACGGAUUUAUUUACAAAGUUCUGGGUAAUAGGACUGUCAUCUUCAUCCUAAACCUCUCUUUACCACCUAGUGGGUCACUGACAGUGGUGGCUGGUGCUAAAAAGCUUUGGGGGACGCAAACAAACUGAAAAAAAAAAUGAAAAAAAAAACCCU
Rana temporaria (common frog) is the source of this 1823-nucleotide messenger RNA. Its product is annotated as E3 ubiquitin-protein ligase Midline-1-like. Bases 33 to 1637 code for a protein of 534 amino acids. The record is from RefSeq and is a predicted model, not a curated record. NCBI's taxonomy places the organism in Eukaryota, Metazoa, Chordata, Amphibia, Anura, Ranidae. Gene Ontology annotation, molecular function: zinc ion binding; protein binding. The transcript has a single exon.